Molecule: messenger RNA, 2526 nt
Organism: Culicoides brevitarsis
Lineage: Eukaryota; Metazoa; Arthropoda; Insecta; Diptera; Ceratopogonidae
Exons: 10
Coding region: 1-2508 (835 amino acids)
Cellular component (GO): plasma membrane
Molecular function (GO): protein binding
Source: RefSeq, a predicted model, not a curated record
AUGGUCAACAAACAAUAUACCAUCCAAAAAGGUGGCAAAGAACCGAAAAAAUAUUCGCCACCGCCUUCCCUCCGUUCCGCCCUGAACAUUCCGCUGGUCUCAUCGCAGCCGAAUCCCAUGCAAGUUGCGACAAAUAUCAGUCUCGAUCCGGCGCAAGAACAAACGGAUAAAAGCGCGUCAACCGUUUACGGCAGAAAUAUCACGUACUACAACGACGUCGACAACGAGCAGCAACAUUUGACGGUGAAGGACUUGACACUCAGCGAUAUCGGGCGUUUUCAGUACAACAACUUGCCCGUGAUGGAGGAAAAACCAACGGGCACACAUCCUGAUUCGUUGUACCGGAUUCCGACACGAACAUCGGCAGCAAGUUCGCCAACAGCAUCUCCGUCGCCCUCCAUAAACAGCACGCAUCGUCAUCACCAAACAUUUUGGAAAGCCGGUUCGCAAGUGCCUAUUACGUCGUCGUCGUCAGCAUUUUCGCGCAGCAAACGCACAAAUUUGUACAGAUUCUUGAAGAUUUUUUGGCGAUACGCAAAAUGGCCGAUGGGUUUGUUGUUGCUCUGCGGAUUAUUAGGUGUAGUAGUUUAUUUUAUUGUUAUAGCAACACAACCAUCAGUGAAUAAUAGCAUGUUAAGUAGUGACGGUAGAUUAGCGGUAGACAAUGAGUUAUCCAUAGAUUUUGAUAGUUUUAAUGAUCACAAUGACAUCGAUGAACGAGUUUCGACACACUUACCGCCCGUCAUUAACGGACAUGCUGGGCAACAACAUCAGAACAUUGCCAAUGUCGAAUACACGAGCAGCAACAACAAAAGUCGCCUUAUCAAGACAAACGUUACCAACAAAGAAACCAACGACGUGCUUGAAAUCCUAAAAGAACCGAUAAUCACUUCGAACAUCGAAAACAAUGACGUUGUCGCGAUUUUUAUCAAGAAACAACCACACACGGUCGAGCAAACGACAACUUCAGCAGCUGAAACGCCCGCAAUUGUCACGCAAGUUGACGAAAGUAGCACAAAAUCUAAUUUGUUUGAGACGUUGAAGACCACAUUGAACUCGCCUCUGUUCACGAGCGGCAUCAUUACGGAGGAAAAAACGUUGAAACCUCACACAACGAAGAUGAAAAAAGUGCAUUCGCUAAAUGUAGCACCAGUUGACUCGACAGUUAAGAGUGUUGGAUUCACUUCGGGCCAUCAAGCGAACUUUGGAGUGCCAAUCGAAGAGGACGAACGUAUCUUGAAGAUGUUGGAAGAGUAUCAAAAAGCGAAAGGAAAUAAGGAAACUUCAUUCGCUACCACAACAAGCAAUUAUCGCACUCGCGUCUCACCUACUUUGCCAAUAAUUAAUCGAUAUGAAACCACAACGCAAGGUCUUCGUUUCCUGAAUGCGACAGACGAUGGUGUUUGUCAAUCGACGUCGCUCUCAUUGUGUCGCGGAAUUUUACAUUAUGACUUAACCGCAAAUAAUAAACCUUUGACCGCUACUGAAUACCAACAUUUCCAAUACUUGAUCGAAUCAAAGUGUUCGGUGCGUGUUGCUGAGUUCGUGUGUGCUGUUUUGGAGCCGGAAUGUCGUCCAAAGAGAAUGGGUACCUUGAAACCAUGCAAGAGAAUUUGUAAAGCUGUUCUUGAGCCAUGCGCACACAUCAUCGCAAGUUCCGAAAUCUUAACUGCCACUUUUGACUGCGAUCAGUAUCCAGACUCGAAUGAUCGGAACGAGUGCGAAGAUCCAUCUCGUCGUGGAAAAUGUUACGCCAACGAAUUUAAAUGUCUUGAUCAGACUUGUAUUCCAUACCAAUGGAAAUGCGAUAACAUCAAAGAUUGUGCCACUGGAGAAGACGAAGACGACUGCAAAUUCUGCGAACGUGACCAAUUCCGUUGUCUCUCGAAUGACAAAUGCAUUCCCGAUAAAUGGCGAUGCGAUCAAUACGACGAUUGCCCCGAUGCCAGUGACGAAUUGGAUUGUUUCAGUGAAGAAGAUACCGCAGAUUAUCCCGUCAACUUUGGCAAUGGUCGCGUUUAUCCCUUUGCGCAAGAACAAGCGUUUUCCAGUCCUCACAAUCGCCCUUAUUUGACAAUAACGCAAGAUGAUCGUCUCAAUUCAGCUGAAAAUAAAAAAGAAGCAAUUGCUGCGGAUGGUGACAAAUAUAUCCCAACAGCUGCGGAAAAUGUUCAUGUCGUGAAGAAGGCAAAUGAUGACUACAGCACGGAAGAUUUGGAAAUUCAAAGUCGUGCGGCAUCGGGACGUGCAGUUACUCCGCCGCCCAAUAAGAAUCUGAAAAACUUUUCAGACAGCCACGAAAUUAUGAUGACCAGCGACUCGGAAAUUGACAUGAAAUAUUCGAGCACAGCACGCAGCAUUGACACACUUACAACCAGCAGAAGUCAAUGUCCCGAAGGUCAAUUGCGGUGUGUCAGCGGGAAAUGCAUCACAGUGCAACAAAUUUGUGACAAAGUCGCUGAUUGCCCGGAUGGCGCUGACGAAUCCAUGUGCGUUUACAAAAAUUAAAUCCCUUGAAAAUCAAAA